Drosophila elegans is the source of this 4830-nucleotide messenger RNA. RefSeq names its product rap1 GTPase-activating protein 1 (gene RapGAP1). Gene Ontology annotation, biological process: activation of GTPase activity; regulation of small GTPase mediated signal transduction. Gene Ontology annotation, cellular component: cytoplasm. Lineage: Eukaryota; Metazoa; Arthropoda; Insecta; Diptera; Drosophilidae. The record is from RefSeq and is a predicted model, not a curated record. Gene Ontology annotation, molecular function: GTPase activator activity. The transcript is spliced from 4 exons. The coding region runs from base 1256 to 3793 and encodes 845 amino acids.
CUUUCAGUUGCCGUUUUUCCGUUGCCGCAACCAGACGUUUGAGCCGGUUUGAAUUCGAAAAUCUUGCUCUCUUUUUCGCGCUCGUGUUUUUGUUCUUUACGAAUUCAAAACAAAAACAACUACCGAGGAGCGGACGCAUUUUGAGUUAUUUUUAAAAAGAAGAAGCUGCAGAUCUGCUCUUUUUUCUCGGUUUCUCCAUGCCGAAACCGAAAUAAAACCCAACAACAACCGAAAACCGAUUUUGUGAGUGCAAUAAACCAAACUGCAUCGGUGUAAAUAUGCGUGUUUGGUUGUGUGUUUGUGCGGUGCAUCUACGAAAAUAAAACACGCAUCAAAAAUCAUACUAUAAAUAUAUAUACUCUCAUCUAUAGUCUAACCGAUACGAGUGAAAUUAUUUGCUUAGAAAUUGGUUGGCCGAAAAUUUGAAAGCCCCAAUAUUUACAUAUAAGCCGCAGUUUGACAGUCACCCAACGGGAACGCAAAAAACCCGUCAAACGGGUUAAAAAACUCGUAAAAAAAGAGAUAUUUAUGAAAAAUCGUUACUUUUUUGUGUGAGCCAAACAGCCGAAAGCAAAAAAUCGGCAAAAAUUAUAGCAAUUACCACAGAAUAUAUCUUUAGACCCGAGAACGCCCUCAAAGAAAAACCCUGCAGUUCCAAGCCAAGUUUUGUGAAGUAACGUAGCAACAACUGCAAUUUCAGCAUCAGCAGCAUCUAUGAAAAACAGUAAUUUGAUCUAAGAACGCCCACUAAACAAGAAGAACCUUUGAAGGAGUUAACUAAAGAAGCCACAACAAUAACAACAGCUGCAACAAUUGUAGAAAAAAAACCUGUGCGUUUAUUAAAAGCUUUUGUUAGAGGUUUAGAUAUAAGAUAUUAUAUCUUUAUUAGCAGCAUAACAGAGAAAAAUAUAUCUCGAAUGAAAAAAUACAUUUUUAAAUGCAGCAAAUGCAUUUUUAAAUCAACAUUAAAAAAAAAAAACAUUAAAACCAUCAACCUAUCAAGAUACCGUAUGAAUUUUGAGCAAUAAAAACAAAAUACGAGCAACAACAUCGAAGAAACAUUCAGUAUUUUAGCUUUAAAGAUUACGAGAAGGUGGUUUUAAUGAAGUCUUAGACCAAAAUCUUAAAAGCAGCUACAACAGCAACUGCAGCAGCAACAAUCGCCGCAGCAGUAACUACUGCAGCAGCAGCAGCAACAUCAACAGUGGCAUUUCAUAGCGAAGGCGCCGAAAGACGUUGGGUGCGUCAGGCAGUCAUGGGGGUAUUGAGGUGGCGCGAUUCCCCCGGAUCGCGUAUAUCGGGCUCAAUUGGCAGCAGCAGCAGCGGCAACAGUAACACCAACAACAAUCAUCACCAUAGCAGCAGCAACAGCAGCAGCAACAACGCUCAUCAGCAGCAGCAGCAGCAACACAACAACAACCACAUCAACAAUAAUAACAACAACAACAAUCGCGAGAACCACCACCGCGGCAGCAAUACGAGUGAGGAGCGCGUGCCCCAGCCGCACUCGCCCCACGACAGCCACGCCCAUCCGCACAACGGUGGGCUGCAGCACUCGGGAUCGCGGGCAACACUGCGCCACUCGAUGAACCACUCGAGCAGCUCCACAGUCUCGGGCUCCGCCUGCAGCUCCACGCCCGCCUCGCCGCAGUUGAGUGGGGUGCAGCUGCUGUCCAACGGACACCACUACCAAUCACAGUCGUCGGUGAGCUCCAACUCGUCGAUCGUUUCGGCCAUUCCCGCCUCACAGAGAUUGCUGGAUGAGGCGCUGGCCAAGUCGGCCCCCUAUCCCAUGAUCCUGCUGCCCAUGAACGGUGGCUACUGGAUGGAUGGCACCGAACACGAGUGUGGCUACGAUGCCAGGGGAAAUCCCCUGUUGCCGCAGACCACCUGGAUGGCCAAGUUCGAGACGGACGACACGGCCAAAUGCUAUCGAAGAUUCUAUGCGGCCAGGGAGCACUCGAAUUUGGUGGGACAGGAUGAGCAGUUGGGCCCGAUUUUGAUCUCGAUCAAAACGGAAAAUGUGGCCAACCAGGAGCACAUGCGAAUCCUGAUGAGAUUGCGAACUGGCACGAUGCACGAGCUCAUUCCGGUUUCAUACCUGCUGCCGCAGCCAAGUCCGGCGAAAAUGGCACAAACAUUGAAUCCCUCAAUAACGGUGGAGAACUUUAUGCCCGUUCUGUGCCCCAAGGCAUCGCAACUCAUCAGCGUGUACGACGAACAUGUCCUCGUUUCGCAUUUCAAGUUCGGAGUGCUCUACCAAAGAUAUGGACAGACCACGGAGGAGGAACUCUUCGGUAACCAGCAGACAUCGCCAGCCUUCGAUGAGUUCUUGGACGUGUUGGGUCAGCGGAUCAGGCUCAAGGAUCACAAGGGCUACAGGGGAGGACUGGACAUCCAGAAUGGUCAUACGGGCGAUACAGCUGUCUAUGAGGUUUUCAAGGAGCGCGAGAUCAUGUUCCAUGUAUCAACUCUAUUGCCCCACACCGAGGGCGAUCCGCAGCAAUUGCAAAGGAAACGACACAUUGGCAAUGAUAUUGUGGCCAUCGUUUUCCAGGAGACCAACACUCCCUUCUCGCCCGACAUGAUCGCCAGUCACUUUUUGCACGCCUUCAUCGUGGUCCAGCCCAUUGAGCCGAAUACCCCACAUACCCGCUACAAGGUCAGCGUUACGGCCCGCGACGAUGUGCCCUUCUUUGGUCCCACGCUGCCCAAUCCCGCCGUCUUCCGCAAGGGUCAGGAAUUCAAGGAGUUCAUCCUGACCAAACUGAUCAAUGCGGAGAAUGCGUGCUACAAGGCUGAGAAGUUUGCCAAGUUGGAGCAGCGCACCAGGACCUCGUUGCUGCAGAAUUUGGUAGAGGAACUGCGGGAGAAGACUCGCGAUUUUCUGGGUGCCGAUUUUACCCAGACGUCGGCAGGAAGUCCCACUCCCGAAACCCCAAAGGCGGAAGGUGGUGGUGGCGGCAAUGCCGGCUCACGCUUCAUCGACACCGUGAAGAAGGCCUUGAUUAUGAGGGUGCGGUCGCAGAGCGUGGAUACCGGAAAUGGUCAUGGACCCGGACAAACGGACAAGUUUAGCGUGAACACCAAGUUGGGCACACUGAAUGCCAAGAAGGAGGCACAUCCCGAAAUGCAGACACCCAAUCUGAAUUCCUGCAGCCGCACGGCCUCCAAGUCAUCAUCCAAGUCCAAGUCCUCGAAUGAAUCCACCUCCUCAUCUCCGGACAUUACAUCCCGGCAAGCGAACAACAACAACGGCUCCAAUGGCGGUCUUUUGCCCCAAAAUGGAUCCGCAGUGGGCGUGGCGGCGGCGGCAGUGAGUGCCGCCCAAAAUGGAGUAGUUGCCGUGGCCACCAUGUCGGAAACCAGCGAUGAUUCCAGCCUGAACAGCGUGGAUCUAGACCCCAUGAUGGCCCACUUGGAUGGCGGAGCCACCUACAUAGACAGUGAUACUGGACUGGAGAGCAUGAGUUCGGCGGAGGCCACCACCAAGGCCUGUUCGCUGUGCCUGGAUGGCGUCCAGUCCACCAUGAUGGGUAGUUCGCCCAGCAACGAGACGAUCGUCAAGAUCGAGAACCUGCGCCAGGAGGUCACGCGGUUGAAGUGCGACAAGCUGGAUCUACUCAGACAGAAUGUGACCUGUCAGCGCGACAUCAAGCGACUUAGGGAGCGGGAACUCUCUCUGCAAGGCGAUCUAUCGGCGGCUGGCAGGGAGAUCCUUCGACUGCGGGACCUUCUCAAGGAGUAUAUGCCCGAUACAGCUUCAGCACCACUCUCCAUAUCGCCCAUCUAAGCGUCCAACGCAAGCCUUUGAUUAUUGGAUUGGAUGUGGCAGGAAGGCUGGAAAAGGAGUAACCACUGUGCCGUGUAUAACACUUUGGAUAAAGAGAUCGGAUCGAAGAGCCGUUUGGAGAGUUGAAUUGAGCAGACAGUUGGCGAAGCCCCCUCCCAAAAAAAAAAAAACAACAACAAAUCAACCCCAAACAAAAAGAAAAACAAAAACUGUAUUAUAUUUAGUUUAUGUAGCUGUAGAUGCAGAUCACCAGAGAUCGGACAGGUUGCAGCAGGCAUGCGCAUGGACAAGUUAUUAUAUAUACUAUAUACAAACAGUUACAAACUAAACUAAACAAAGCGAUAAAACAGCAAACGAAAACAGAACACAAAACUCAAAAAAGUACACCAAAUAUAUAAAAUAAGACUUUAAGCAUAUUUAACGCAAGAAUAACAAAACAACCCUAAUCCUAACCCUAAAUCAUCAAACCCUAAACCCUAAACCAAUUCCAGAACCCCAUCCCCACUUUAACCUAAGUAGAAAGCGAUCAAUCACAAAGCAUCACACAGAGAUCGAUAUCGAUAUAUUAUGAUAAUAAUCACAAAACACACAAGAAAAACAAAACACAUGUAGCAAAGUUUUGAGGUUUACAAAACCGUUACUCGUUCGUUAGUCGCACCCGUAAACUGUUACUGUUGUCGUGACUGCUACUGUGACUCUCGCUUCACAUUUCAUCCCCAUAAUGGAAUAUAACUAAAUUAUAAUCGAUUUAUGAUUUUAAAUUUAAACACUCUACAAAAGCAGACCGCGAAAUAAACAAGAAAGAGGGAACUCUUAAUCUUAAGUUUAAGUUGCUUUAAAUACUUUUACCUAAACUAUAUGUUAAUUAAUUAUGACUUAAGUUUAACCAAACGCAGAAACAUCAGUGAAUUGAUGACUCACGAAAAGAAUUUGCAUGCCGCAUUCAAUGUACAUAUGUGUAGGAGCGACUAAUAAUUCUCGAUCCAUAUCCGGAUCUGUCGAAAUUAACUAUGACUAUUUUUAUUUCUAAUCGAUUA